AUGAGACCAUCUUUCCGUCUCGGGGCCUCUCAGCUCACCCUCCUCUUCCUCACCCUGCUCUGCCCCGCCCCCUGGACGGCGUGGUCCUGUCCCCUCUCCUUCGCAGACCCCAUGGACGGAUCUGAUCUGGAGUCUGUGCUGCAGCACCAGGCGGCUCUGGACCAGCUGGUCGCCCCUCAGCUCGUCCACCGAGCGCCGCCGGAGCCCGGGCAGGAGGAAGAGGAGGAGCCCGGGCAGGAGGAAGAGGAGGAGCCCGGGCAGGAGGAGGCCGGAUCCUGGGAGGAGGAGGCGCUGCUGAGAGCCCAGAGAGGAGACCCGAUGGCCCGGCCGCUGCCGCCCUUCCCUGAAGGUCACUCUCUGGAGAGCUACCACUACCAGGACGGAGGAGAAGUGGAGGAAGGCGGGAAGAGGAACGAAGCCCUGACCUCCAUCAUCGGGGGGCUCCAGGCUGUGAACCGGGAGAAGGGGGGCUUCGGUUUCCGCUUCGGGAGGAAACGAUGGACUGACCGG
Limanda limanda (common dab) is the source of this 510-nucleotide messenger RNA. RefSeq names its product pyroglutamylated RFamide peptide (gene qrfp). NCBI's taxonomy places the organism in Eukaryota, Metazoa, Chordata, Actinopteri, Pleuronectiformes, Pleuronectidae. The transcript has a single exon. The annotation marks the transcript as partial. The record is from RefSeq and is a predicted model, not a curated record.